AUGUCUCAAGCUUCAUGCUGAAUGUCGUCGGCUAGCGCCAGCUAGCUAGCUGUUUCGACCGUCUUUCUUGGUUUCAACGCGGUGUUUCUGCUGUUGAGGCUCUGAGAAUGGCAUCAAAGGGUGAAGCUGAGUUGGAAGGUGCCAAAGCGAGGCGAGACAGUGGACGAAGAAAGAAAGCCAAAGAAGAUGGAGAUGGAAUAAGAGGGGGCGGAGCUGAGAAUAAGACGGGAGGACGAGGAUCAUGGGCUUGGAAGACUAAGACCGAGAAUGCCAAGAAAGUAGAGGCACUCCGAGAAAUUGAACAACUGGAACAAAAGAUCAAUAACCUGGACCGGGAGAAGGGAAUCCAUCUAUACAACAAGCGCAGUGAUUUCCGCAAGUUGUUCUGCUCACUGGAGGAACAAGAACUCAAGCUGAACUCAGACAGGAAAACUGAAAAACUUAAACUACAGCAACAAUUGAAGAAGAUCCGUGGUAGUGUGACCAAGUUCCAACGAGAACUACGUAAUGUCAAACCAACACCUGAAUUUGUUGAGAAACUGAAGGAGAUGAUGGAGAUGAUAGAAUCUGUCCUUAAUGAUUUCAAAGAACAGCAGAAACAAAUCUAUGAAGAUCUGAUGCGUGAAGAGCAGAUGUUGAAUCAAGAGGUGACUGCACUUGAGAAACGUCUGGAGUCAUGGGCACAGGCACCACCCAUCACCAUAGAAACUAAGACAUCUAAACCGAAACCAGUAUCAUCAGCGAGGAAUGUCAUGGCUGAUCUACCUCCAGAGGUGUCAGCAUUUGAAAGGUUUUUGCUGCAGACAGGAGGCCACAGAGGAGGUUGGGAUGAGUAUGACCAUGGCACCUUCCUCAGAAUCAGGAAUAAAUUCAAGGGCAGGGCUACCUUUCUAGACGAGGCAGCUACCUCUAUCCCAGGUCGUAACAUCACUGAGGUACGACAACAUGAAAACUGGUACCAGGAGUACAUGUCUAUGAUAGAGAAGAAGAAAGAUGCUAUACAGAAAUGGAAGAUCAUCAAAGAGGCUCAGAAGGAUGAGUUCUUAACUCAAGUUGCUUUGGAUGACGAUGAGAAGAAACAAGAAGAACAACGGAAGGCACAACUCAGAGCUCACAGAUUGGAAGACGAGAGACGAGAACAGGCUGAAAAAUUGAAUGCAUGGAAGGUCCAGAAGGAACUGAUGAAGGCCAAAGAGGAAGAGAAACAAAUGGAGGUAGAGAUGAGAAAAGCUAAGGAACAUGAAAAGCAGAGGCAAAGACAGGUGAGGAAUUCAAGGGUGCGGCUGGUAUUACCUUGCCCUGGAGGGUAAAGGAAAGGUCACGUUCUUCUUCAGUGGCCUUGUUUUUUGCCUUGAGAUGGGAAACACGGGUAAAAAGUCAUAGGGUGUGGCUAUUUGC
Molecule: messenger RNA, 1398 nt
Organism: Acanthaster planci (crown-of-thorns starfish)
Lineage: Eukaryota; Metazoa; Echinodermata; Asteroidea; Valvatida; Acanthasteridae
Gene: ccdc112
Product: coiled-coil domain containing 112
Source: RefSeq, a predicted model, not a curated record